CUGAACCGGUUCUGUCUGUCGCUGUUCAACCGAUUCAAGUUUGGGCCUGGCCUGCUCUGCCUUGACGCGACAAGUCGCAUACAAAAGACUUAUAGGACGCUAUUGUACUUGCUUCAUAUAACAAGCAGUAGGCUCGAGCGCCAGGUCCCAGCCAGGGCAAUUGCAAAGCGACUUGAACAACACUCGUAACUAGCGCGGCCUCGGGCCGCGGCCAGCAUUAGCGGCAGCUCGCAAAUAUGCAGUUUCUCGCGACAACCAAGCCGGGGGCUGCCGAGUUUACGUCCCAACUCGGCGGAAAUGCUGCACGCAAGGGCAACGAGCGCAUGUUCUCGGACCUGAGCAUGUAUAGCACGCCACCCUCGGAAAACAUCACGCUCGAGGAGUUUGAGCGGCUCGCUCUCGCGCGCCUGUCGGUGCUGAAGGAAAUGGAGGCCUACCGCCUGCGCCACUCCAACAAGACCGAGAAGGAGUACCUCGAUAAGUUGAACCAGCUCAAGCAGAAGCACAUGAAGGGCCUCACCGCCUCGGCCGCAGCCGCCGCCGCGGCCGCCGGCGCCUCGGGCGCGGCCGCCACCUCGGCGGCGCGUGAGGAGGAGGUGCGCGCCGACAACAUCUCCCACUACGUGCUGCGCCUGGCCUAUUGCCGCACUGCAGAGCUGCGCAAGUGGUUCCUGGUGCAGGAGUGCGAGAUGUUUCGCCUCAAGUUCGGAAUGUACAGCGCCCAGGAGCACGAAGACUUCCUGUCGGAGCACGCGCCGCAGUACAAACUGGUGCCGCACGCGGAGCUGCUGUCAGUCAGGGAUGCCAUCGUCAAGGUGAUGCGCUCUAAUCUUGAGACGCGCGAGGCCAUCAGUCGCGUGGAGAACUUCGGGCGCGACGACGCCGAUGCCAAGUCCAAGGGCCCACGCUCCACUGCGGAUGCCCGCGAGCUCGAGCCCAAAUUCUACAAGGUGGCCUGGACGCUUGUGCCGGAGCUGGUGUCUCAGCGGCGGGUGCUGCUGCGCGGCGGCUGGGCCUACGUCAGCCGGGAGGCGCUGGCGCCGCUGGUGGUGGCGGAGUUCCGCACGGGCGUCAGCAGGGGUCUGUCUGAGAUGGCUCGGCGCUGGCGGCAGAUGUUCCCGGCGGAGGAGGAGCAGCGCCUGCAGCCGCUGGUGGCGUCACUCACCAACAGGUCGCUGGUUGCCGACUACAGCGGUGUGGCCACGCGCUACGGCGACGUGAGCGCCGCCAACCUGCCUCAGGUGGCGGCCCGGCACUUCCCGCUGUGCAUGGGCCACCUGGUCAGCCAGCUGGCAGCGGAGCGGCACCUGCGGCACGGCGGCAGGCAGCAGCUGGGGCUGUUCCUCAAGGGCAUCGGACUGCCCAUGGAGGAGGCGCUGGUGUUCUGGCGCUCCAUGUUCGCGCCGCGCUGCACCGGCGAGGCCUUUGACAAGCAGUACGCCUACAACAUCCGACACAACUACGGCCGGGAGGGCAAGCGCACAGACUACACCGCACACAAGUGCACCACCAUUGUGGGCUCCAGCGGCGGCCCCGGCGACCACCACGGCUGCCCCUACCGCCGCCUGGACGAGUCGGCGCUGCGGGCGGCACUGGGCCGACUCAAGUGCGACGACCGCAAGGUGGAGGAGGCAGUGUCCAAGGCGCGUGACGGCCACUACCAGCUGGCGUGUGCGGCGGCGUUCGAGGGCGUGCACCGCGUGCCCGAGAUGGACGUGGGCAUCUCGGCGCCACUGCAGUACUACGCGGAGAGCCGGCGCAUCUGUGCGGAGCGCGAGUCGGCGGCGGUGCAGGGCGCGGCGGCGGCGGCGACAGAGGCGGCGGCGGCUGCCGCCACGGCCGCCACGGCAGCGGAUGCGGGCGGGGACCCGGCGGCGGCGGCGGCGGCUGAUGCGGGCAAGGAGCAGCGGGGCGUGAAGCGGGCGGCGGCCGGCGACUCAACGCCCGGCGCAGCGCGGUAGGGCGCAGCCGUCCUUGCUGCCCGGGCGGGGAUGAGCAGGGGCCGACUGGGUGCGUGUUGCGUGUGUGUGUGUGUGGUGUGGUAGUGGGGCGCUGGAGCGGAGGAGUCCGGUUUACGAGCAGGGAGGCGGGGAGGUGUGGUGUCGUAGGCCCCCAGCCCGCAGAGCCGGGUGUGCUGCGCUGGUCGACAUGUGUUUGCCGGGCGGGGUGGCGUGGCGGUGCGGUGCGGCUCAGCUUGGUAUGUUACGUGGAAACUUAAGGGUCGAACGCAAAGGUGCAGGCGCUGCGGUGUGUUGAUGGGAGCCCUGACUGGAGGAAGGCUGGGGAGGGGGGCAAGUGCA
Molecule: messenger RNA, 2300 nt
Organism: Chlamydomonas reinhardtii
Lineage: Eukaryota; Viridiplantae; Chlorophyta; Chlorophyceae; Chlamydomonadales; Chlamydomonadaceae
Exons: 14
Coding region: 237-1961 (574 amino acids)
Biological process (GO): DNA replication, synthesis of primer
Cellular component (GO): alpha DNA polymerase:primase complex
Source: RefSeq, a predicted model, not a curated record